CUAAUGAUGCCUUUCAAAUUCAAAUGAUAAAAAGGUGAUAGUUUAUGGAUAACAUUUUUAAUUUCAUUGGCUCAAAUAUUUUUCGAUGACCAAUCAGAAGAAAGCUGCUUAGGAAAAACAAGCGUCCAUUUUCUACAGAAAUCACACUCUGGCUUGACAUUUUGACAUUAUCAAAGAAAUUGUAUGAAUUACUCAUAUUUUUUACUGAAUUAUAUUGUGAAGUGGUUAAUAUUUGACUGUUCAUAGUUAAGGUAAUCCGAAAAACUGCAACAAAAUGAAAAAUACGUGACAUCAAAUUUAUAAAUCACAUGAUAAGUUCUUGCGAUCCUAAUAUGACAAGGUCUGUUACAAAAUAUUGGUAACACGAGCCAGUCUGGCUUUGUUUUUGUCUAAUUAAAUCACUUCUUCGAUGGUGUUUAGUGUUUUUAUGAGAUUGAUUAUCAAGUUCAAGUGGAGAUGGUUCGAGCCAAUAGCUUGAUGGCAGCCCAGGAGGGUGUGAAGACCCCCCACCGCAUUGAACUAUGCGAAGAGAAGCCUGUCAGACCUACGCGCAACUAUAGAAAGCGCAGGAUAAUUUCUUCAGUACAGCCAAAGACUGAGAAUGCAGUAAAUUCAGAACCUCCAUUGAAGAAGGUUGAAUUAAGGUCUAAGCCAUUGAAGACUAGCAACGGUAUUACAAACAUGACGAAUGGACAUACGCUGAGGUCGAGAGCGGCGCGUGCAGCCGCCCGAGCCGCGGAGAGUCACAAACUUACUGAGUACUUCAAGGAAGAGCUGAAAAGUCCCAAAGUAGAACCUCCUCCGUCGCCGCCACCGAUUGAGAAGACCAUAACCAAAUUGGAAAAAGUUGUGAAUGGUGACUCUAACCACAAGUUAACAGAAUACUUCCCAGUUAGACGUAGUGUAAGGAAGACAUCGAAAUGUGUCAUGGCAGAGAAGAUGCGGGACUUGGAGCGCGCUGUGAGAGAACAGAGAGAAGAUGGACUGCAAGUGGCAUAUUUUGAUGGCAAAGGGCGCGGUGUAAUAGCGACCCGUCCGUUCGGUCGCGGACAAUUCGUGGUGGAGUACGCUGGCGAACUGGUGGGUGUGGCAGAAGCGAGGGAGAGGGAACACAAGUACGCACAGGACCCAGAGGCCGGCUGCUACAUGUACUACUUCAGACACGGAGACCAACAGUAUUGUAUCGACGCGACAGCUGAAUCAGGUCGGCUAGGUCGGCUCGUGAAUCACUCGCGCAAUGGCAACCUCUCGACAAAGGCAGUGUGGGUGGACGGGCCGCGGCUGGUGUUGCUGGCGGCGCAGGACAUCUCGCCCGGCGAGGAGCUCACCUACGACUACGGAGACCGCUCUAAAGAGUCACUACAACACCAUCCCUGGCUCGCACUCUGACCUGGGUAUGGUCGACAAAAAUCUCAUUGGACUACUAAGAAUUAUUUAUUAAUUUAGCCUUAGUUACUAUGAAGUUUGUUUGUUAUAAAGUUUUAUGUUGAUUGGACAUUGAUGUGUUUAGUAGUGAGACAAGUGGCCUAACACUGGACGCUAUGACGGAGUGGUCGGAUCACGAUAUAUAAACUGCCUUAAACCACUCGUGGUUAUGUGACUAAGAUAUGGAAAUAAAUAAAGACAACUAUGUAAAGAGGUUGCCUCAAAGCAGUUGCAGUUGUCUAUGUUUAAUGCUGUUGGCAUUUGGCAUGUUAUAAGAAAUAUGUCUAGGAGACUGACUGAAAUUAAAAGCACAUGCGCUAUAUGCAUAUUAGCUUGACAUUGAUAAAGACGAGAAAGAUAACAACAUAACAACUGUUUUGAAAAUCUCUGAGAAUAAAGAGCUGUCAGAAUUUGUGUAAUGGAUAAGAUGUUGAGUUUAUUCUGUGUUGUCUUUUUGUAGUAUUAAAGUGUGCAACAGUAUUUCAUGUUUGUUUUGUGACAGGAGUAAUCUCAGGCUCAUAGACAACUAAUGUGUACUGCUUAGUUUUAAUUUUCGGGAUAAUAGUGUGGUCAGAUUUGAGUUCUUUGAACAGCAACCCCUGUAUAGAAAAGUAUAACGAAUCACGAAUGGUAUUUAGGGGUUGAGAAAAAAA
Messenger RNA from Spodoptera exigua (beet armyworm), 2078 nucleotides. The record is from the annotation of a GenBank genome assembly. NCBI's taxonomy places the organism in Eukaryota, Metazoa, Arthropoda, Insecta, Lepidoptera, Noctuidae.